AUGAGAUCUGCUAUCAACAAAGUCUCCAACAAGGCUCUCCUUCAAGCAUUUACUCCAUCAACAACUCAAAGAUUUUAUUCAGCUGAGUUGAAGGCCAUCUUGGCUAAACAAAUUCCAGAGAAGCAAGCUGAAAUUAAAUCCAUCAGAGAAAAGCACGGUUCCGUCUCCCUUGGUGAAUGUACCAUCGAAAUGGCAUAUCAAGGAAUGAGAGGUAUCAAGGGCUUAGUUACCGAAACUUCUCUCUUGGAUCCUGAGGAAGGUAUCAGAUUCAGAGGAUACAGCAUCCCAGAAUGCCAAGAAAAGCUUCCAAAGGCUAAGGGUGGUCAAGAACCACUUCCAGAAGCAAUGCUGUGGUUGUUGUUGACUGGACAAGUACCAACUGAUCAACAAGUUGAAGCUUUGAGAGUGGACUUGCAACAAAGAUCCACUCAAGUCGAUAAACAAACUAUUGACUUUGUAAAGAACAUUCCAAGCAAUCUUCAUCCAAUGACACAAUUCUCUAUGGCUAUCUUGGCUUUGCAAAAGGAUUCCAAAUUCGCCCAAGCAUAUCAAAACGGAGUUCAUAAGAAGGAAUAUUGGAUUCAUACAUAUGAAGAUGUUUUAAAUUGUAUUUCUCGUUUGCCAACAAUUGCUUCUAUCAUUUACAGAAAGACAUAUCACAACGGAAAGUAUAUUGAAAGUGAUAAAUCUUUGGAUUGGGCUGCUGAUUAUGCUCAUAUGAUGGGUUACUCUGGAAACAAGGAAAUUGCUGAAUUGUUCCGUUUGUAUUUGAGCAUCCACACUGACCACGAAGGCGGUAACGUUUCCGCACACGCAACUCACCUUGUUGGUAGUGCUUUGUCCGAUCCAUACUUGUCACUCAGUGCUGGUAUGAACGGUUUGGCUGGUCCAUUGCACGGUUUGGCCAAUCAAGAAGUAUUGAGAUGGUUGAAGGAUGUUCAAAAGGAAUUAAAUGGUAGAGAGCCAACUAAGGAAGUGUUGAGACAAGUCAUUUGGGAUACCUUGAACGGUGGACGAGUCGUUCCAGGUUAUGGUCAUGCUGUCUUGAGAAAGACUGACCCAAGAUAUACUUGUCAACGAGAAUUUGCUCUCAAGUAUAUGAAGGAUGACCCAUUGUUCAAGCUAGUUUCAACUUUAUAUGAAGUUGUUCCUGAUGUUUUGACUGAACACGGAAAGACCAAGAAUCCAUGGCCAAACGUUGAUGCUCACUCUGGAUGCUUGUUGCAACAUUACGGAAUUGUUGAGGAAGAUUAUUAUACUGUUAUGUUCGGAGUUAGUCGUGCUAUGGGUGUUUUGUCAAGCUUGUUGUGGGAUAGAGCUUUGGGUCUUCCAAUUGAACGACCAAAGUCUGUUACCACUGAAUGGAUUAAGAAGUUUUUGAAGAUUUAA
Messenger RNA from Naegleria lovaniensis, 1389 nucleotides. RefSeq lists its product as uncharacterized. Gene Ontology annotation, biological process: citrate metabolic process; tricarboxylic acid cycle; carbohydrate metabolic process. NCBI's taxonomy places the organism in Eukaryota, Heterolobosea, Eutetramitea, Acrasida, Naegleriidae. Bases 1 to 1389 code for a protein of 462 amino acids. Gene Ontology annotation, cellular component: mitochondrial matrix. The record is from RefSeq and is a predicted model, not a curated record. The transcript has a single exon.